GAGCGAGACCCACAUGGAACUCAGAGCGUUUGCCAUGGACUCGGAAUUCAAGUGCAGACUUCGAUGGAGAAGAAGCGCGUGAGAUUGCGAGAAGUGCAGCCUUUAGAUGAUGACGGUGAUGACGAAGGCACUUUGGCCCCCAGCAGGACUCCACCCCAGCGUCCCCCAAGUGGGGUGAAGGGCGCCGUGCCGCCCCCCCCGGGCUUUGGCCCUCCGGCGCCGCCGCCGCGGCUGCCCGCGCGGGCGCCGAAGGCGGCCUUUGAGGAGGCCGGGCCACCGCCCAGCCAGGCGCCGCGGAAGGGGCCGCGGUCCCGUGCCAAGGGCCGACGCCAGAGGGCCAAGCCCUUGUUGGCCAAGACCAAAGCCGCUGGGCUGGAGAGCGACGACAGCUCGGAGGAGGAGAAGCCGAAAGCGGCGCCGGCGCAGGCACCGGCGGCACCGCAGGAGGACUCGGGAGGAUUCCUCUCAACGCUGUGGAAAGGCGCUACAGCCGCAAUGGGCGUGGUGAGUGACAUUGUCACGGCCAUCAAUGCGGAGAGCGACUCCGAGGAGGACAAGCCUGCUGAAUCGGCAGCUGGAGGUGCAGAGCAGCCCAAAGACAAGGCUGCAGCAUCUACCUCGCUGCCCCCUAAGAAGGAGUCUUCGGCCAAGACGAAGGCUGAGGAGGAGGAGCAAUAUGUCGAGUACGUCUCACAGUUCUGCGUCUACCUGGGGAUCGACGUGGCUGGAGAGCCUGACCUCAUCACUGAGGUGGACGAUUACCUCAAGAAGCCACUACCAUUCGGGUGGACCACACAUCAGACUGGGGAAGACUGCGAGUACGGCGCGGGCUACACGUACUUCAUGCAGUCUUCCACCGGACGCACUCAGUGGACCCGACCUGAUGAAGAUGAGUUCCUACAGCGGCUGCGGGGCAUCAUGAAGCGCCCGCCCGCCGCUGGGAGCCGGCUUUUCUUUGCCGCGUUGCGGGACCGGAACAGGAAAGAGCGUUGGGCCGCUUUGGAAGAUCAGAUUGAUCACCUCACGGGGGCCCGACCUCUGCUGCGGGCCUUGCCAGAGGGCUCGGCAGAGCCGACCACUGCCGCGUCGCUGGAAUCCUGUAUUUUUCACGUGGUGCUGCACAAGCGCUUUCCGGUGCUUCAUCCUGCAGUGACAGAGGCCUUUGCCUCGUACUUCGGCUUGGGUGCCUUGACACAGUACUCGGCCGCGGAGCUGCGGCACUUCUGGAUUGCCAAGCUUGCCGCCCUUUGCCCAGUGCCAAACGGCUGGGAAUUCAAGUUCGACGAGACCUCAAUGUCGGCUGUGUUUGUUGACCAAGAAGCCGGAACGGCGUCGCGGCACCACCCCAUGGACGCCUUCUUCGCAGGUCUCUUGGAGCGGCUGCUCUCGCGGCAUCGGAGCAUCGAGGCGGCGGAGAGCCGCGCCGGGCAAGCGGGGCUCAGCGGCCAGAUUGUCUUCUUUCUGGACUCGCGGAACGGGUCCCCCUACUGGCUUCAGUACGGGCAGGGAGUACCGUGGACAGGCACUCUCCCAUGGAGGGAGAGGCUUCUGCAGGCCGCAGCCCGACCAGCGCCAGCUGGGCCAAGUCAAGGCGCUCCGCCCGAAGCCCCUUCGCACGAGGGGCUCAGGGACGCUGCCCGAGCCACGCCGGCGGUUUCUCUCCGGCAGACGGCCAGCCAGGAGGCCGCUCGGCCCAAGUUGCCGGCGCCGCCGCCGCGGGGCGGGCUCACGCCAGUGGCGCCGCCCACUCCCAAGGAGCCAGCCACGCCCAAGCAGCCAGCCACGCCCAAGGCGCCAGAGCCAGGCACCCCCAAGAUGGACACUGGCCGCGAGCGAACAACACCGCGAGAGGCCGUCUCCGGCAGCGAGGGAGAAGGCCCCGGCCAAGCCGCGGCGCCUGAGCCGGGUGGAGAGGGCCCUGAGGCCCCUGCGCAGGCAUCGGAGAUGGUGGAGGCGGCAGAUGUGCAGUCCACAGAUCCCCUGGCUGUGGCGAGCGCAAACCAGGCAUCGGAGAUGGUGGAGGCGGCAGAUUUGCAGUCCACAGAUCCCCUGGCUGUGGCAAGUGCAAACCAGGCAUUGGAGAUGGCGGAGCCCGCAGAUUUGCAGUCCACAGAUCCCUCGGAGCCAGCGGUAGCUGAACCGGCAUUGGUUGAACCAGCCGUGUCUGAUCCAAGCGACGCAGGGAUCGUUUCCGCGCCUGAUCCACCAGCGCCUUCUGAAAUGCCCUUGGAGGCGCCUGAGCCGGCGCCGGCCGCGCCAGCGGCUCCCGACCCGCCGGCUCCCGUGGAAGCUGCCGCUGCCGACGCGGCCGAAGCUGCCGGCGUCGCAGCGCCGGCGCCGGCGCCAGCGCCGCCCUCGGCGCGUCCGGAUGCGGCGCUGCCGGCGCCAGAGCUGCCGGUGCUGCCGAGCAAAGACGAGGAGAGUGGCAGAGAAGGUCCUGGCGCCUCACUGGACGCAGCGGGGCGGCAAGUGGCAGGCGCGGGGCUCCCGGCUCUCCAGCGACGAGGGGGAGAUGGACGAGGACGACGAGGCGCUGAAGAAGCGCCUGGAGAAGGCCCAGCGCGCCGCGGACCGGCGCGCCAAGUCCGGGAAGCUCCGGGACCGCGUGGCGCGGUUCCAGUCCGACGAGGAGCGCUCCGCCUCCGGGGAGCAAAGCCCGGCGGUGGCCUCGGGGAGGCAGAGCCCCAGGAGCGUGCGGCUCUUCGCUCUGGCGGAGCGGCUCCACACGUUGGGCGCGGAAGCGCCCGCGACAGAGCUUUUGGAGAUCCUGGAGGAGUUGGAGUGCAUCCCCGCCACGGUGGGCUUGCUGAGGCAAACCCAGCUGGGCAUUCUGACUCAGCCCUUCAAGGAGACCAUAGUGACAAGACUCUCCGCGCCGUAGCCAAACGCCUCAGGAGAGGAUGGAAGGACCUCAUUGCCACAGCGAAUGAGGCGGCUCCCGAGCAGGAGGCGCCGGCCCAGAGCUCCGCCCUGGCGCCGGAAGCCAUGCACGGCAUGGUGCCGCCGGUGAAGGAGGAGGACCUCGAGGGUGCGGAGGAGCUGCUGAGGGAGCUCAAGGACUUGUCCACUUCGUUGGAUGACCUCCCCAAGGCAACCGCAGAUGCAGAUGAUGUCUUCGGGCCCACCCCACGGGAGGCACCGCAGCAUGUCGGAGCACCGCAGCCGCGGGCGCCGCGGGCGUACAAGCCGGCGCCCUCCGCGGUGGGCGACGCGGAUGAGGUGUUCGCCGGCGUGGAGGAGCACGCAGCUUCAUCGACGGGAGGUUAUUCCUCCAAAUCCAGGACACUGCCGCCAAGUCUUCCGAAAGCUCCGGUCCCUGUGGCCGCACCUGCGCCUGCGCCUGAGCCUGCACCCGCACCCGAGCCUUUGCAGGUCUCUGAGCCUUUGCCUGCUCCGGCACAGCCUGCUUCAACCCCAGCGCCUGAGCCUGCAGCGCCUGAGCCUGCAGCGCCUGAGCCUGCAGCGCCUGAGCCUGCAGCGCCUGAGCCUGCAGCGCGUGAGCCUGCAGCGCGUGAGCCUGCAGCGCCUGCGCCUGCAGCGCCUGAGCCUGCAGCGCCUGAGCCUGCAGCGCCUGAGCCUGCAGUGCGUGAGCCUGCAGCGCGUGAGCCUGCAGCGAGUGAGCCUGCACCCGCCCCAGCACGUGAGCCUGCGCCUGCCCCAGUGCCAGAGCCCGCGCUCGCCCAGGUGCCUGCCCCGCACCCUUUCCCAGCGACCACGGCACCUGAGCCUUUGGAUGGCCCAGCGCCAUUGCCUGCGGACGAAGUGCGCACGGCCCCCAGAUUGGGCCAAGAGGCAGCUCCUUCUGCGCCAGCUGAUGUGUCUCCAAAGCGUAUGGCCCCGCUGCCCCCAGCACCGAAACGACCCGCAGCACCUCCAAGCCUGCCGACGCAAUUGCCUCCACCCCCGUCAAAGGUGCCAGCGCCAGUGCCAGCACCAGCGCCAGCGCCAGCGCCAGCGCCAACGCCAGCGCCAGCGCCGGCGCCGGCGUCAGCGCCAGCGCCAGAGCCGCGCACGGCUCCAAAGGCCAAGGCGCAAAUGGCCAAAGUGGAUCUGACCGAGUCCUCAGAAGAAGAGGCUGUGGGAGCGGCGCACUUUCCUCAGAAAGUGCACGCAGCCCCAUCGGCAGCCUCAGGCGGCUAUCCGAAGCUGGAGCCGCCUGCGGCGCCCCAGAUCAACGCAGGUUUGCCGCAAGCCUCGCGCCGGCAGCGAGCUGAGCUGGUGUCCAACUUGCAGUGGCUGUGCCGACUGUUCCUGGAGACCCGGGAGCAGCUCUUCGCCUUGCACGAGGGCACGGAGACGGAGGCCAACUGCGAUGGACUUCGCGAGGAACUGGAUGCCGUGCGCUUUCGACGCCUGCUGGAGGAGACGCUCACGCAGCAGAACACGCCGAAGCCGCUGAUCCGCUUCUUCAGGAGCUUUGGGCGCCGGGUCCUCUACGCCCGAAGACAGAGCCCUUACAGCCGCCGCGCGUACAUGCUCUUUCAGCAGGCCUGUGUGGGCAGCGGCCGCGCCUUUGUGCUACACGCGGUGCCCAGGUUGCUCCAACUCAUGGAUCGCCUCAUGGAUGAAGGUCGCAAGGGCAUCGCGGACGACAAAGAAGAUGGUGGGGAUGACCCGUGGCUGGACUCGGAGGAGCGGGGCCUUCCGGAUUGGGACAAAUUGGAGGGGAUCCUCACCGAGCCCAAUCUGGAGUCACUGCAGGAAGAGGCCGACGCCUUUCUGGCGGAGGCCUCGAAGCCGGCGUCCAGGCCGACGCCCCUGUGUCUGUCCAAGGCCGAGCGGGACGCGGAUCGAGCUGCGCCGGACAGCGGCAGCUUUGCGCCCAGGGGGCGGCGUCCGAAGCCAGGACCGGAUGCUGGAGACCCUGCGAAAGCAUUCGGUGGAAGGCGCUUGCCGGCACAGAGCCCGUUCUACUCCUGCGACCCCUCGCUGCUGUUGAAGGUCGCAAAGGCGCAGCUGCCCAACCUGGACUCUCUGGUCUCCACACUGGUGCCUGGCUCGGAGAUUACUACUGAGGGUUUGCUGUUUCAGAUGGCCGACGAGGAGCUCGUGGUCAUGGCCUACGCCAUGGAGCAGAUCGCUGAGGCAGCCAGCAAGCGCCUCAUCAAGGAGCUCGAAGUCAGAGACGAGCUGCGGUCAACGUGCAUGCACCGGCGGGAGUACUUGCAGCUCCUUGAGGGGGCUCUUAGCCACAGCUGAGUGCAAGGUGACGCAUUGCGCCGGGUGAUUUCGGCCGCGGUGGUUUGGGAAU
Molecule: messenger RNA, 5251 nt
Organism: Effrenium voratum
Lineage: Eukaryota; Dinophyceae; Suessiales; Symbiodiniaceae
Source: the annotation of a GenBank genome assembly